Messenger RNA from Dentiscutata heterogama, 532 nucleotides. The record is from the annotation of a GenBank genome assembly. Lineage: Eukaryota; Fungi; Glomeromycota; Glomeromycetes; Diversisporales; Gigasporaceae.
AUGCAGGAUAAGACUAGUUAUAUGGAUAUGAAUAAUAUAAUACAGAAUAAUAUUGAUAAAAUAAAGCAAGCCAGAAUAUCAAAAACAACCAUUUGGAGAAAAAAACAAAAAAAAGCUAAUACAUUAUCAUAUAGUAACCAAUUAGUUACUUUGCCAUAUCAACCUUCACCUGUUUAUACUAUAGCAUCAUUGUUCAAACCAUUAUUGACUAAUAUUAUAUCAUUAGUAUCACGGUCUUUAUCAAAAUCUCUUCCAAUAGCUAUACGAAACUCUCUAGAAACUAUGAAAAAAUUACAAAUAUAUUUGGGCCAAUCUAUUAAUAUUGAGACUCCACUUUCAGUAACAAAUAAUCAAUCAAUUCAUAUUUUAUUACCACUAUUACUACAAUUAUCUCCAAUUCAUGUUUUAUUACCACCAUUACUACAGUUACCUUCAAUUCAUAUAUAUAAUUCAUUAUCUAAUAAAGUUGCAAAAUUACAAAUGUGCUUAGAUGAAGUUACUCAACAAUGUUUAAUUACAAAAUCCUCAAACA